Molecule: messenger RNA, 240 nt
Organism: Brassica rapa (field mustard)
Lineage: Eukaryota; Viridiplantae; Streptophyta; Magnoliopsida; Brassicales; Brassicaceae
Source: RefSeq, a predicted model, not a curated record
UCAAUCACAAUGGCUCACACUUCUUCCCGAACUACUAUCGUAUUCAUUGUUGUUGCUUUGAUUUGUGCGUUCGUUCCUGCAUUCUCUGUUGAAGAAGCUGAAGCAAAAUCACUAUGGGAUACAUGUCUUCUUAAAAUCAGUCCAAAAUGUGCGUUGGAUAUAAUUAGUGUUGUCUUUGAAAAUUUAACCAUCACUGAUGCAUGUUGUCAUGAUCUGUUCAAGAAGGAAAAAUGUGUCUGA